Aspergillus novofumigatus IBT 16806 is the source of this 2214-nucleotide messenger RNA. RefSeq names its product putative AMP-binding domain protein. The record is from RefSeq and is a predicted model, not a curated record. Lineage: Eukaryota; Fungi; Ascomycota; Eurotiomycetes; Eurotiales; Aspergillaceae. The transcript is spliced from 6 exons. Bases 123 to 1769 code for a protein of 548 amino acids.
CCCCUUGUUCCGCGAAUCCAAACACCAGCAAUAAUUAUAUACACCUGGAGCUACUCGGUUCUUGCACCUUAGAUUUAUGAAUCUGGACUCUUUUGUUUGGCUACCGUACCAAGCCCUUAGUCAUGUCAUCUGUCAAGACUCGCUUGUCGGGUCUACUGGGCCAUCUUGCACCCCCCGAAGCUAAGGACCACCCUGCUCCGCAACAUCGCAUCAACUACCAUACGCUCUCGCCCACAUUCUUCUUGCCCCGUGCUGCGGCAAUUGAACCUGAUGCUGAAGCCAUCUACCAUGUCACUGCAAACAACCAGGUUCUGCGGAGGACAUAUAUAGAGACUGCAGACCGUGCCAGAGGCCUUGCAUACUACCUCAAGAAGCAUGGGUUCAAGCGGGUUGGCAUUUUGUGUCCGAACACCCCUGCCUUCCUGGAGUCUAUCUUUGGGAUAGCCGCUGCUGGAGCAGUCAACAUUGCUGUUAAUUACCGACUCAAGGAAGAUGAUAUCGCCUAUAUCUUCACGCACUCGGACGCCGAGGUCAUCAUUGUAGACAAAGAAUAUCUACCACUACUGCAGGCAUAUCGAGCGGCAAAGCCAGACAUUCCCGUCAUAGUCGACACGGAUACAGAUGCUACAGAAGGCCAACUUUCCGGUCCUUUUGAUGAGGCUGUGUUACAAGGUCUCAAGUAUGAUGCUGACACAGGCGCAAAGGGCUGGGAUGGGCUGGAAAGCCAGGCUGCUUCCGAAGACGAUGUCAUUGCGCUUGCUUAUACCAGUGGCACAACGGCCCGCCCCAAAGGCGUCGAGUUCACCCACCGCGGCUGCUACCUAGCUGCCUUGGCCAACGUGAUUGAGUCUGGCCUGAAUUUUCAACAAGGCCGCUGCCGUUAUCUAUGGACUUUACCCAUGUUUCAUGCAAUGGGCUGGACAUUCCCCUGGGCAGUGACCGCCGUCCGUGGCACCCAUUACUGCCUGCGCAAGAUCGACUAUCCGGAGAUUUGGAGAUUGCUGAAACAAGAGCACAUCACCCAUUUCAAUGCGGCUCCAACCGUGAAUACCUUGCUGUGUGCUGCCAACGAGGCCGAGCGACUUCCGCGGCCGGUCCAAGUCACCGUAGCGGCCAGCCCACCGACCCCGCAUCUCUUUGAGCAGAUGACCAACCUCAACUUGCACCCAGUGCAUGUGUACGGAAUGACAGAGACAUAUGGACCAAUUACCAAAGGGUACUACAUGCCUCAAUGGGAUCAACUGCCGGCGGAAGAGAAAUAUAAGAAGAUGGCAAGACAGGGACAUGGUUUCGUGACUAGUUUGCCCGUUCGAAUCAUCAAGACGGACGUUCCGGAAGGAACCAUUAUUGACGUCCAGCGGGACGGCAAAGAAAUAGGAGAGAUUGCCUUUGUUGGCAACAUCUGCUCCCGGGGCUACUACAAAGACCCCGAGGCGACGCGGAAGCUCUUCGCGGGGGCCGGAGGCGAGAACAUAUCAUCCGUCGCUCUCGAGUCGAUGCUCGUUACGCACCCCGACAUUCUCGAAGCUGGCGUUGUGGCGGUCCCGGACGCACAUUGGGGGGAGCGACCCAAGGCAUUUGUGACUGUGAAGCAGGGAAAGCAGAUCGAUGGAAAAGAAGUGAUCGCGUGGGCCAAAAAUCACAGUGCGAUCAGCAAGUUCAUGGUCCCUCGGGUGGUCGAAGUUGUGGUGGAGCUUCCCAAGACGAGUACGGGGAAGGUCAGGAAGAAUGUCCUUCGAGAAUGGGCAAAAGGGGGAAGUCGAACCUGACCAGUGUCGGCUGAAGUAGAAUCUCGUUGAGAAUACGAGAUUGCGAGUGCUGUUGAGGGUAUCCAUGGGUCUGCCCCUUUCUGGUGGCAGACACUAAAUCGAGACAUUUUGCCCACUAUCGACACUAAUCUUUUAUGGGACCCACUGCUGCCAAGCCUAUGAUGGCAUGCCAUGAUGCGAACUUGCAAGAUGCAUCCCAAGUAUGUGAUAGUCUCGCUAUUGAGACCAGGUAGUGAAGAGGGAUAUCAUGGUUGAUGGGGUUGUCUAGAAGGUUGUCUCCAGUAAAGCCAAUCGCUUCGUGUUGCCAUCGCCAAUAGAGACUGGGGCUUGCGAUGAUCACUUAUUCUCAGCGAUAUAUUUUUGGAUCCAGGAUUUGAUACAGGUCAAUCCCAAGGACCUUGUGUAUAAGUGUAUAUAUUAAGGAGGGACUGUGACGGCCACCCUC